AUGGGGUACUCCUUCAGCAAACGCCUUUUCGGUCUCGAAUAUGAUGUCUUCGCUAAGCAGCUGCGCGGAAAAAUUGACGCUCAUGCUUUGAAGUCGCUAUCGAGCGAAAGAACUACUAGCAAAUCGAGAAAGAAGCUCUUAAAGUGGGAUUUGCGGUGGGAGCUGCACAUGUAUGUCUUCAGAAGAGAGGUUCUUCUGUUGACAGGUCAUAAACCACUUGUAGCAAGCAAUUUUUGGAGGCAGUCGAAGGACGAGUACGACGUCGCCGAUGUCAUGCAUUUCCUUCACGUCGGAUUUCGCUGUGAUGGCCAACCGUUCCCCGCGGUCGAGGGAGCUUCCCUCUUGAUUCUUGUCGUUGUAGUCGUACUACUCGAGUUGUUCGUCAACGCACUCAAUUUGUGGCUCUCGUGUGGAGCUCAUGUAAUCGUCGUCAACGGACCCAGAGCAGUCGAAGAAAACAGUUGGGACCGAUUGAACGCCAAGACAAGGAGUCAUAUCAAUGGAUAUGUGGACACGUAUCCAUCGUUUCUCAAUCAGAUACACUGCCUCGUCCCUGCCGAACCUGGAAUUCUCAGUUCUACAAUGGCUUGUCUGAAGGUUGGCGUGGUUCAUAAUCCGAUAGGUGGUGGCCAGUGGAGCAAGCGUCCAGUUUUUCGAGUUUCUCAGACAAGGAAGGAUUACGUGAAGCUCGACGCUGUAAAGAUUCCGAAAAGCAUGAAGCCGAGAGGAAAUCCGUCGGAAGGAAGAAGCGCGCAGUCGUCUGGUGGGCCGGACGAUAAAGGAUGGCCGCAUUUCCAUUUAAAGCGCGUGGAAAAGCGCAAGAUGCGGAGUCUAGAGAGGGCCACCGCGAAGAAGUUGGACGAACUGAAAAUGUAA
Messenger RNA from Cooperia oncophora, 876 nucleotides. The record is from the annotation of a GenBank genome assembly. NCBI's taxonomy places the organism in Eukaryota, Metazoa, Nematoda, Chromadorea, Rhabditida, Trichostrongylidae.